UUUUAACGUCUUUGUCUGAUCCGUGAUACUGUUAUUUCUGUGCACAUUGUAAAAGUGAAAUCAGCCUAUAUUAAUACACUUUUAAUAGUAAAAUAUCAUAAUAGUAAAUUUGUUUCCAAUUUUCGCAAUUGUUUGUAUAUUUUAUAAUUCCCUAAUCUUUGUGAAUAAGCUGGAGAGACAAUCUUUUAUUUUCAUUGAAUGGUAAUUGUUUAGUGAAAUCUUGGCUUAAAAUGACCGGAGUACGUGCCGGCCGCGUACCCAAGCGCCGAAGAGGGCACCGCGUAAAGACUCGGUCAGUACUAAGAAUGAUGGCAAUAAUGCAGGACAGGAAUAGUGAGGACGUACCUCGGGAAUUCCUCGAAACGGGUCGUACAGGAAGGCGAAACGCCAUGCCUGACAUCUUGCAUCCUCAGGGUGCGGAGAUAACAACGGCCGAUCUGCCAUCUAGACUGCAACAACUCGUCACUACGGAUCCAGAAAGCCCUCAGCCGGGAACUUCGAAAACAGAAUUAGAUCCAAACAAAGUGGACGAGAAGACAGUAAAAAAGGAUAGUUGUAGUUGAGCUGUCUCGCUCACACGGUCCGCGCGGACUACUCAGGACUUGCCCAAAGCUUAAGUAAUCUCAAUCAGGUAUCAUAGUAUUAUUAAGCACUGAGUAGAACUCACCUUAGACGGUGCGUACAAAAAUAGCUCCUAUGUCCUGUUCGAGAAUGUAGAAUAUUCAAUUGUUUCGUAUUAGUGUGGCUGGGCGGUGUCGAAUUUAUUUUAUUAAUGCAAUGAUUUUUAUAGUGUCUCAUUUAAUAUAACCGUAAUAGUCGAGCUUUUUCAUUAACAAUGUUACUAAGUGUUAUGAUUUCUAAAGGACUAACUGCGUAAUUGUUGAUUAUUUUCAUGUGAAGUAUUUGAUAUAUACUAACAGGCCAGUCAUGUAAAAGAAAAAAAAAGGCUGAAAAAUGUUAUUAUACAGUAACACGCAUUGAAACAAUAGGAAUUAUAAGGACAUGGUGGGUAGUUGUAAUUAAAUAUGCUUAUGUACACUAGAAUUGAUUGUGUUUUAACCAUAUAAUUGUAUAUAGUUUACCCGUAGAACGAUGUAUAGGGUUCCUUAGAUUUUUGUUAUACGUUUGUAAAAUUAGUUCGAUAUAAUAUUGAUGAUUGAUUACAUUACUAUUGAUAAUUUUUAAACAUAACUUUUUAUAUGAAAAUAUCAAAUAGAAUGAUAAUGUAAUAGUUUUAUUUUAAUUUGUGUCCUAAUGUGGCCCUUCGAAUAAUUUCUUUGUCCACAAUUACCAUUUAAUGAUUAAUGACGGAUAUAUAAUAUAUAAAUAGCUUUUAAAUGACUGGAAUUAUAUGUUGACAAGUUACCGGAGAUACUUGAAAACAUGUAUACUCUAUUUGAAUCUUGUUUAUUUGUUUUUAGUAAAAAAUAUUUAUUGAAAUAAUAUCAUAACACUUUUAUAAAUGAAUAAUUAACUGACUUAUUAUAGCAGAUGCUCGAACAUUUUAGAAUCAGACUUGUGCUUCAGUCAUUAUGAAAUAAAAGAAAAAAUGAUUAUUUUUUUUUUAAUUUGAUGUAAUAUUGCCAUAUAGACUGUCAAAUUUCCUUUUAACUGUGCAAUUUAUAUGUCAAUUGCUUAACAUUUUGGUCAGCUGGUCAUUUAGAUUUUAGACGUCCUUACACACUUAGCUUGUUUACAAUUAAAUUUAUUAUACAUAAUGAGUACAAUUUAUUUGUGAUUUUUGUGUGAGAUAGUGGAGUUUUAUUGGUUUAGGUUUUAUAUUAAAUAAAACGUUGUCAAAUAGAAAGACAAUAUAAAUAGUUUGUUAGUAACAAAAAAAUAUAUUUUCUUUUUCAAUUUAUAAUUAAAAUUUAUUCUGUUUUCGUUGUUAUUUAGAAAGCACAAAUGCACUUAUUAUGCAAUGAAAAAAUGAGUUCAAUAUAUCGUAAUUGUAUUUUUUGUUUUAUAAAAUGAUUUGAUUAUUUUCUAAUAACACUUUUGAUAUAUUAUGUAUUACGAGAAUAUCUACAUUGUUUGCCUUUCUAAUACCGCAGUUAUAUAUAUCAGUUAUAUACAUAGACAAGUAUAAUUGUGUUAUUAUUUUAUUACAAAAUGCAUGUCCUAUAAUGAGAAAAUAUCAUUAAUACAAUAUUUAAUACUCAUUUGGUAUCAAAAUUAUAUAAAUUAAAUAAAACAAAAGAAGACAAGUAAAGUAUACUAUAAUAAUAUAUACUAGUUUUGCUUUAUAUAUACAUUGGUAGUAAACACUGUAGACGGACAUUGUUUAUUUAAAUAUUUUGAAAAUAAAACAAGAUUAGUAUUAAAAUCCAGGUACAUAAUAUUUUAUUGUUGAAUGUGACAAUUAAAAAAAAAUGAUUUAAUCGCAUUCUUAUGAUAUUCAUACAUUAUUUUUGUUUAUAUGUAUUAUGAAAUUCAAUACAUUAUACUGUAAAGUUGUAGCAGUAAUAAAUAUUAGUGUUAGAACAUAAAUAAUAGAAGAAUAAAUAGUGACUAGCAUCCAUAUUGUAUCUUAUGACUAUAAUAAUACAUAAACACAAUGUAUGUCAUUUAGAAUAAACUUGGAUCUCCUUAAUAAAUGUCUUUUUAAAUAAAAUAUCUAAAUUGCCUUGAAAUUUUACGAGCAUCGAAUUUUAAACAACGUUUCUACUAUUUCGAUGUAUCGCUGUUUUUAUCAAUUUCUCUUUUAUAUCUUAUUAUGUAAAUUAUGAAUAUUUCAAAUUAAUUUUUUAAUUGAAUACGUAAAUUUUAUGUGAAAUUGUCUUAAAUCCAAAUUUAAACAUGUUUAUGUUGAUUUUUUAACAAGCUGUAACUAGAUUAGAUUUAAAGUAAUGUAAUUUACACUGCAUAGAAUACAAUUUUUGUACGUUUAUAUUAUGGCAUUGUUAAUGCUUAGGGUAUACAUAUGUGUACAGUUAUACUUAAUAUUGUGAUUUAAAAAUAUCUGAUUCCCAUCUUUCUUCAUGACUUCUACAAUAAUGGGAUAAACCUCUUAAAUAUCAUAGUUGGUGAAAUGUUCCCAAUGUUAGGAUGGGACUUCUUAUAGCACCAAUGUCUAUGAGCAGGGAUGACCACUUUAUUUAUAAAGUCUCCUCCAACACUGACUAUCUGCUUUCAUCUUUUAAAAUAUGUAUUUAAUAAUGUGACAGCAAAGGUGCCAGAUAUUUUUAAAUUUAAAGUAAACGCACAUUAUAUUCAAUGUCUCUUACUACUUGUCUAUACUAUAAUCGUUUUUUUACAUUGCUACGGUAUAUCACACAUUAUAAAGAAAUAACAAUAGCGUAAUAAACAUAUCAGGCAAGCUUUUAGUAUUCAUGACUAUUUAUGUCUUUUAUAAUAAUUUAUUCCUUUUGUACAAAAACAUGCAAAAAUGUUACAAGAAUUUUUAUACUGUCAUAGUUUCAUGUAACGUAAAAAUUGUGUCUACAUUGAAUGUGAAAAAUUGCCUAAGAUUUUGUGUAAUUACACAAUUACUAUUUUACAUUUUUUUUUAUUAAAAUGUUUCGCAUCCUAGUUUUGUUAACUAAAAUCUGAUAGGUGUGAUUAUUUUUAAUUUAUGAAUGACAAUGUUUUAUUAAUAAGUAAAUAUAAGUUAUUUCUUAGUCAAACCUUAACUUUUAUAGAUAUAAAACUAAUAAUUUAUUUGUAAUUCUCUUUUCUUUAUCUUAUAUAUUCGCAAAUAUGUUUUUUU
Nymphalis io (European peacock) is the source of this 3709-nucleotide messenger RNA. RefSeq lists its product as uncharacterized. Bases 231 to 563 code for a protein of 110 amino acids. Gene Ontology annotation, molecular function: cAMP-dependent protein kinase inhibitor activity. The transcript is spliced from 3 exons. The record is from RefSeq and is a predicted model, not a curated record. Gene Ontology annotation, biological process: negative regulation of cAMP-dependent protein kinase activity. Gene Ontology annotation, cellular component: nucleus; cytoplasm. Lineage: Eukaryota; Metazoa; Arthropoda; Insecta; Lepidoptera; Nymphalidae.